Molecule: messenger RNA, 3087 nt
Organism: Drosophila takahashii
Lineage: Eukaryota; Metazoa; Arthropoda; Insecta; Diptera; Drosophilidae
Product: very long chain fatty acid elongase AAEL008004
Biological process (GO): fatty acid elongation, monounsaturated fatty acid; fatty acid elongation, saturated fatty acid; very long-chain fatty acid biosynthetic process
Cellular component (GO): endoplasmic reticulum membrane
Molecular function (GO): fatty acid elongase activity
Source: RefSeq, a predicted model, not a curated record
GCAGCCAGUUAGUCGUGCUCCGCUAGUCGAUGUCGACGGUUCGUCUCUGCCCCGCUCGUCGCCCACUUCCCGCCUCUCGCCCCGUCGCGAAUCGAAAGCCGAGUUUCGAAAAAGUCCGAUCCGAGCUGCAGCCGCGUUUCCAAGGACACAUUUUGGAGCCGCAAACUCAAGAGUUGCUGUAAUUCCGGAAUGCUAGACCCAAUAGCCCGAGCAGUGGGCGCAGCUCUACAACAUUCACAGCAGUAAUUGUUGAGCAGUAGCCACUCGCGCUAGGGAACCCGAUUUUCCCGGAGUAACGCCCGGCAAUCGACCCUAGUUGUUGCUCAGGCUUUUUGGAAAUCCAUCUCAAAGCCAUCCAGUGCGGCAAACAAGUUUGAAAAUCCGCUUGGCACUGCAUUAAUGCCCUAAAUUCCAAACACUUAAAACAACCAGUUGUGAAUCGGACCGCGUUUUCUGAAAGUCAAUACUUUAACCACGAAACUAAUUGUACAAUCAAAGAGGAACACCAACAACAAAGUAAACGGAAAGAAGGACUCCACUGUCAGCAAAAGAAAAGCACCAACCACUACACAGCAACACAAUGGCCUUAAUUAUGAAAUACAUCGAGAGCAUAAGCAGAUACAUAGACUCACAUAGUGACUCCAGGACAAAAGGCUGGCCUAUGAUGUCAUCCCCAUUCCCCACACUGGCCGUAUGCCUCACAUACGUUUAUCUGGUCAAGGUGCUAGGACCCCGAUUAAUGGAAAAUCGAAAGCCACUGCAUCUGCAGAACACACUAGUCAUGUACAAUGCCAUACAGGUUGUAUUCAGCGCGUGGCUCUUCUACGAGUGCUUGAUGGGCGGCUGGUGGGGCUCGUACAGCUUCCGGUGCCAGCCGGUGGACUACACAGAUAGUCCCACAUCCCGGAGAAUAGGCAUUUCCGGUUGGCUAACUGGACAUUAUAGCUUCCGAUGUCAGCCAGUCGACUAUAGUAAUAAUCCUAGAACGUUAAGGAUGGUUCAUGCCUGCUGGUGGUACUACUUCUCGAAGUUCACAGAAUUCAUGGAUACGAUUUUCUUCGUGUUGCGCAAGAAGACCAGCCAGGUUACCACGCUGCAUGUCAUCCAUCACGGCUGCAUGCCCAUGUCGGUCUGGUUCGGCGUUAAGUUCACCCCAGGUGGCCACAGUACCUUCUUCGGCUUGCUCAACACCUUCGUCCACAUCGUGAUGUACACCUACUACAUGUUCUCGGCCAUGGGCCCACAGUACCAGAAGUACCUCUGGUGGAAGAAGUACCUGACUACCCUGCAGAUGGUCCAGUUCAUCCUGAUCAUGGUGCACGCCUUCCAGCUGCUUUUCAUCGACUGCAACUACCCGAAAGCGUUCGUCUGGUGGAUUGGCAUGCACGCCGUGAUGUUUUUCUUCUUGUUCAACGAGUUCUACAAGGCAGCCUACAGGAGCCGCAUGAUGAAAAAGAACGGAGCGCUGGCUAACGGCCAUGCCAGGCCCAACGGAUACUGUAAAAGUAUCAACGCCCAUGAUGACCUCUCCAUGCCGCCGCCAACGGAGGCAGCGGCAACCGCGACGCCUGUAUCAAAGGCCAACGGGAGCAUAAACCCGCUGACCAAUGGCCAUGCGAAUGGCCAGGCCAACGGCUACAAGCAGUUGGCCAACGGCAGUGCGCAGAAGGGUGCAAACGGAGGACUCCUGACGAACGGAUAUGCCACCAAGCUUCUGGACGACGCCUCCCAGGAGCUAAAACAACGGAAGACGCCUAAAUAAUAUCGGGAAAAGGAGGGGCGGCGCCAGCACAGAGCUUAGGACACGGCGAGGGCCAGCAGUGCCAGGAGCUUCCUGGGAAGGAGCGGAGCUCCAAGAGUCAUUUCCACAGGCACACACAUCUUCACUUCAACUCACUACUACACAUCAAAGACCAUUCACAUACAAAUUUCCACGCAAGGACACACCUUCAGGGACUUUUGGGAAAAAAGGUUUAGUAAGCCCAUGUAGCGGAGGGCGGAACUUAAACUACCACAAUGCGAAAUCGGUACUUUUGCACAGUUUUCAAAGUACAUUUUCCCUCAGCCCAAAAUGCACAUACCCGAACAUAAAAAUAUGCUAAUAGUAUGCUCGCAUACCUAUUGAGGCAUAUGCAAAUGUAUAGGCAUUGCGAAUGCAUAUGCACCCAUUUUUCUAGCGUACUACUUUAAAUAUGUUUUGUUGCUUCUUUUUCUUUAAACUACUUUAGUUGUACAAAGCUUACUUACCAUAAGUACCCGAGCGGAUUGUAUAAAACGAAAACCAGCAUACGCGAAUCAAGAUUUCAACUAAACAAUAACAUUAACUGAAGCCCAGCAUACAAAAUUCAAAACUAAAGCGAAUGCUUAUUACAUUCAGUUUGUAUAAGAGCAAGGAAUUCAACUAUUUAAGUCUAGAAAUUAAAUUUAUAUAUGUGUGUAUACAUAUAUUAUUAAAAUAAACAAAAAACAGAAGCCAACGGCCAGUUUUGUAAAUGUAUAGAGCAAAAACAAAUGUAGUUUAAAAUUAGGCACAAUAAUUGUUAAAAAUAUAAAAGUCAUUCAAAAAGAAAAAGCCGAAAACUAUCUACGUUGAACGGAAAACUUCAUACGCGAGUAUUCCGCAAAUUUUGUAAAACAUUUCAAAAUAUACAAAAGAAAAAAUGUACGAAGAAAUGAAGAAAUCGCAGGCUAUUAAAUAACCCAUAAAUUUUCAUUAAUUUAUUAAAAGUAAAUUAUGCCGAUAAACUAAAUCAGAAAAUGCGAGAUGACUUUGCAUCUUACCCAAAAACAUCCACCCAACAUCAAUAUUAAAUUCAACAAAUAAACACAAAUAGGAAUAACCAUAAGAUCGAUCUACUUGAAACCGAGCAUUAAAAUCAUUAAAUUGUUGGAAUCAAAAAAAAACAAAAUAGACUGUAAGUCCCACAUUCUAGGUAUGCAAUUGCCAUACGUUUUGUAUGCGUAAUACCCAUUUUUGUGGAGCAGUAUGUAAACAUUACCUAUGUAAUUAUUAUUAUACAAACUUGUCUAGAAAAUUAGGUGAAAAUGGAGUGGAGCAUUUUUUCAAUAAAAACACUAAAACUAAAA